Molecule: messenger RNA, 297 nt
Organism: Miscanthus lutarioriparius
Lineage: Eukaryota; Viridiplantae; Streptophyta; Magnoliopsida; Poales; Poaceae
Source: the annotation of a GenBank genome assembly
AUGGAUAUGAAAAGAACUAAAAAGUCAGCCCUUAAACUUAGAAGGAAGAAGAGCAAGACAGAUCCUACCCCCAGUGGAGGAAAUACACCAAGAACAAGGACAGCAAUAGCUAAAGAAGCAGUAGCUAAGGCAGCAAGGGAGGCUCUAGAAGCUGUAGCUAAAGCUUCUGCAGCAGCUGAAGCUGUAGCUGCUGCAGAGAGAGAAGUCCUAGAUGUGGCGCCAAUUGAGGUUGAGCAUGCACCACCUUCAACCACUGCAGCAACCAGAAGAAAUCUCUACUGGAUCUACAAGUUGUGA